AUGGAAGUGGGUGGGGGUCUGAGGCCAGUGCUGGGCCUGAUCAUCACAGCCUACCUUCUGCUCAGCAUCUGGCAUCACAAGUUCUCUGGGCUGCCCCCUGGCCCAGCCCCUUGGCCCUUCCUGGGAAACAUUCUUGGGGUGGAUGUGGUAGACCUGCUGAAGUCUCUGAAGCAGCUCAGCAUCAAAUAUGGCCCCAUCUACACUUUCCAUCUGGGCUCCCGCCCAUGUGUGGUGACUGCUGGGUACCAGGCCCUGAAGGAGACACUCAUUGACCGGGCUGAGGAGUUUGGGGGCCGUGGAGAGUUCCAUGGGGGUGGUGAGUCAGUUGUUUGGAAUUUUGGCAUGGGGAAGCGCAACCUAGAGGAGAGAAUCCAUGAAGAAGCUCAACGCCUGUGUGAAGAGUUCCAGAAGACAGGGGGUGAGAGCCAGCCUCGAGAUCCCCUGAAAGGGGGCACAUGGGUGCUUAGCAAUCCCUCUCAAGAGAGCUGUGCGGGCUCCAACAUCAUCUCUUCAUUGGUCUUUGGGGAGCACUUGGCCUAUGAUGACCCUAAAUUCCUGGAGCUAAUGGCCCUGAUCAAUGGCAACUGGAGAAUCAUGAGCUACUUCUGGGGACAAAUCAUGGGUCUACUCCCAGGGCCACACCGGCAGAUUUUCCACAGCUACCUGAAGCUAGAGGCCUUUGUCAAUAACCGUGUGGCUAAAAAUCGGAACUCCCUGGACCCAGCCAAUCCCCGGGUCUACAUCGACUGUUUCCUGCUCAAAAUGGAGCAAGAAAAGAACAACUCCCAGAGUCACUUCAAUGCUCAGACUCUUUCUAAGACAGCAGUGAAUCUGUUCUUCGCAAGAACAGAGACCGUGAGCUUCACUCUUCGCUACGGAUUCCUCAUCCUUCUCAAACAUCCUGAUGUGGAAGCCUGACUCCACGAGGAAAUUGAUGAGGUGAUUGGACCAAGCCAGCUCCCCAGCAUGGAGGACCGGGCCAAAAAGCCCUAUCUGGAUACUGUCAUCCACAAGAUCCGGUGCUUUGCAGACAUUGUCCCCACGUCAGUGCCUCACACAGUCACUCAGCCCACCACCUUCCGUGGCUACCACCUUCCCAAGGAUUUGAACAUCAUGCCCCUGCUGUGCACAGCUCACUUUGACCACACUCGGUUCAAAGACCUGGAGAAGUUCAACCCUGAACACUUCCUGGAUGAACAAGGAAGAUUUAAGAAGAAUGAAGCUUUCCUGGUCUUCUCUGCAGACCUCCAGCUGCCAUCCCUCCCUCCUUUGGACCCCAGACUUCUCAACCUCUGGGUGUUGGCAUCUAUGUGUCUCCAACAUUCUGGCCCCAGAGCUUGAGUCAAAGACAAGAUCCAGCUGCAGUGAAGGUAACAGAUGCCUGGUGCUGGUCAGUGGCAAUUCCCGCUUGUGAAAAA
Molecule: messenger RNA, 1418 nt
Organism: Phascolarctos cinereus (koala)
Lineage: Eukaryota; Metazoa; Chordata; Mammalia; Diprotodontia; Phascolarctidae
Source: RefSeq, a predicted model, not a curated record